Molecule: messenger RNA, 1883 nt
Organism: Ziziphus jujuba (common jujube)
Lineage: Eukaryota; Viridiplantae; Streptophyta; Magnoliopsida; Rosales; Rhamnaceae
Product: L-Ala-D/L-amino acid epimerase
Exons: 7
Coding region: 223-1494 (423 amino acids)
Molecular function (GO): racemase and epimerase activity, acting on amino acids and derivatives
Source: RefSeq, a predicted model, not a curated record
CCGAAACCAUGCAAAAAGACAAUUGUAGCAAGCCAAAAAUGACCUCUGAGAAUUAAAAAUUGCUAGCAAAUUCUGCAAAAUGUUGAACUCGCAGAGUAUUUCUACUAUGAUCCCAACUAUGGCAGUUCCUCGCAUCUUCCUCAAAAUCCCAUCACACACUCAGCACUCAUCGAAAACUCCGAACCCAGUUGCCCAAAACCCUAUUAGAGCCAACUCCACCAAAUGGGUUCCAUUGGGUUUUCUCUAAACUCACCACCAAACCAUGCUCUGCUCCACUGCUCUGCUCUCAAUCCCCUUUAUAAUUCAAAUAAAUCAAGACCCAUUUCAGGAUUGAGUAUAAAGAUGGUGUUGGCGACUCCAACGAGCUUGGGGUUCAAGAAUUUGAUGGAAACCAUCACAGUCAAUGUGCAGAGAGCAGAGAAUAGGCCACUGAACGUGCCCUUGAUUGCCCCUUUCACGAUUGCGACGUCUAGAUUGGAGAAGGUGGAGAACGUUGCGAUUCGAAUCGAGUUGAAUAAUGGUUGUGUUGGUUGGGGUGAGGCUCCGAUUUUGCCAUUUGUGACCGCAGAGGAUCAGCCAACGGCGAUGGUGAAGGCGAGCGAGGCAUGUGAGUUCUUGCGACGGAGUCCGGAGAUGACUUUAGGUUCGGUUUUGGGAGAGAUCGGUGGGAUUCUUCCUGGACAUGAGUUUGCUUCUGUUAGGGCGGGCGUGGAGAUGGCAUUAAUUGAUGCGGUUGCAAAUAGUAUCGGUGUGCCGCUUUGGAGACUGUUUGGUGGAGCUUCGAAUACCAUUACCACUGAUAUAACGAUUCCAAUUGUUACCCCUGCUGAAGCGGCUGCAUUGGCGUUGGAGUAUUGCAAACAAGGAUUUGGAGCUCUAAAGCUUAAGGUGGGAAAGAAUCUAAAUGCAGAUAUUGAAGUUCUUAAAGCCAUACGUCUCGUCCACCCUGAUUGCAUGUUUAUCUUGGAUGCUAAUGAAGGAUAUAAACCCAAAGAAGCUGUUGAAGUUCUUGAAAAAUUGCACGGUAUGGGAGUGACUCCUGUUCUCUUUGAACAACCAGUUCAUAGAGAUGAUUGGGAAGGCCUUGGAUAUGUUAGUCAUAUUGCCAGAGAUAAAUAUGGGGUGUCAGUUGCUGCUGAUGAGAGCUGCCGAAGUAUAGCCGAUGUUAAGAAAAUAGUAGAGGGAAAUCUUGUUGAUGUCCUUAAUAUUAAACUUGCCAAAGUUGGGGUUGUUGGGGCCCUUGAAAUUAUUGAGGUGGCAAAGGCAUCAGGACUGAAACUGAUGAUUGGUGGUAUGGUUGAGACUAAACUGGCCAUGGGCUUUGCUGGUCAACUUGCCGCUGGGUUUGGGUGUUUCAAGUUCAUCGACCUAGAUACACCUCUGCUACUGUCAGAAGAUCCUGUUUUUGGGGGUUAUGAAGUUAAUGGUGCUGUUUACAAGUUUAAAAAUGCUAGAGGUCAUGGUGGAUUUCUUCACUGGGAUGAUCUUGCUUAACUAAGAACUGUGUUGCGUCAACAAGCUUUCAACUCUUAGCAGUCGUGGAGCUUUAUGAAUCCUCUUGGUUGUUCGCUACAACAAUACUUGAAGUCCUCCGUUUACCUGAGGUCUCAAAAAGAUUAAUAAACCAGGCAGAUGGAAGUUGCUGAAAUGUGUAUUCAGGUGAGAUGGUUGGAUCCCAUCAUUGGAAUUUUGUUCAAAAUUGUAAAUUUCUCCUAUUACAUAAUGACAGCAAUCUGGAUCUUAUUUCCUCCUUAGAAAACUUGUAAUUAUAGUCUGGUCUUGUACUUCAUGGUUAUAAGAAUAUGUAUCAUUCUAGAGUAAACGAUGUAAUGGCUAUAAAUUUACUGCUGCUAUCUUAAAUUGUGAGAAAGUCUUAGAUGAUA